This is a messenger RNA of Charadrius vociferus (killdeer), 2076 nucleotides long. RefSeq names its product solute carrier family 1 (glial high affinity glutamate transporter), member 3 (gene SLC1A3). The record is from RefSeq and is a predicted model, not a curated record. Gene Ontology annotation, biological process: D-aspartate import across plasma membrane; L-glutamate import across plasma membrane; L-aspartate import across plasma membrane. Gene Ontology annotation, molecular function: L-glutamate transmembrane transporter activity; neutral L-amino acid transmembrane transporter activity; glutamate:sodium symporter activity. Gene Ontology annotation, cellular component: plasma membrane. NCBI's taxonomy places the organism in Eukaryota, Metazoa, Chordata, Aves, Charadriiformes, Charadriidae.
AUGACUAAAGGUAACGGAGAAGAUCCAAAAUCUGGAAGUAGGAUGGAACGCAUUCAACAAGGAGUCCGGAAACGUACACUUUUGGCCAAAAAAAAAGUGCAGAGCAUAACAAAGGAUGAUGUUAAAAGUUAUUUAUUGAGGAAUGCCUUUGUGCUCUUCACUAUUGUUGCUGUGAUUCUUGGUGUAAUCCUUGGAUUUUCUCUCCGAUCAUACAAGAUGAGCUAUCGGGAAGUCAAGUACUUUUCCUUUCCAGGAGAACUACUCAUGAGAAUGCUGCAAAUGCUGGUCCUGCCACUGAUUGUAUCCAGUUUAGUCACAGGAAUUGCUGCCCUGGAUAGUAAAGCAUCAGGGAAGAUGGGAGUCCGAGCAGUAGUCUACUACAUGAGUACUACGAUCAUUGCUGUACUGAUUGGUAUAAUCAUUGUGGUCAUCAUCCACCCUGGGAAAGGUACUAAAGAAAACAUGCACAGAGAAGGCAAAAUUGUGCAAGUGACAGCAGCAGAUGCCUUUCUUGAUUUAAUCAGAAAUAUGUUCCCUCCAAAUCUGGUGGAAGCUUGCUUUAAACAGUUCAAAACUAACUAUGAAAAGAGAAUGUUUAAAGUAAAUAUUCCAUCCAAUGACACAUCCACAGUGGCUUCCAUAAUAAGCAAUGUGUCAGAAGCAAUGGAAACCCUCACCCGAAUGAAAGAGGAAAUAGUUCCUGUUCCAGGUUCUGUAAAUGGAGUGAAUGCACUUGGAUUGGUGGUUUUCUCAAUAAGCUUUGGCCUGGUGAUUGGAAGCAUGAAGGAGCAAGGUCAGGCAUUAAAAGACUUCUUUGAUAGCCUUAACGAAGCUAUCAUGAGAUUGGUAGCUCUAAUCAUGUGGUAUGCUCCGCUUGGAAUCCUCUUCUUGAUUGCCGGAAAAAUUGUUGAGAUGGAAGAUAUGGGUGUGAUUGGUGGUCAGCUUGCCAUGUAUACUGUAACGGUUAUCAUCGGUUUGCUAAUUCAUGCUGUCAUUGUCCUACCUCUUCUCUACUUCCUGAUCACUCGUAAAAACCCUUGGGUAUUUAUUGGAGGCCUAAUCCAGGCAUUAGUCACAGCUUUGGGAACGUCUUCCAGUUCUGCAACACUACCUGUUACAUUUAAGUGUCUAGAAGAAAUAAAUGGAGUGGACAAACGAGUUACAAGAUUUGUACUCCCAGUUGGUGCUACAAUUAAUAUGGACGGAACUGCUUUAUACGAGGCUUUGGCUGCAAUUUUCAUUGCACAGGUUAACAACUUUGAUCUGAACUUUGGGCAGAUUAUCACAAUCAGCAUCACAGCUACAGCUGCCAGUAUUGGGGCUGCAGGGAUUCCUCAAGCUGGACUGGUCACCAUGGUCAUUGUGCUUACAUCAGUAGGUUUGCCUACAGAUGAUAUCACUCUUAUCAUUGCAGUGGACUGGUUCCUGGAUCGUCUCCGUACCACUACCAAUGUCUUGGGAGACUCCAUCGGAGCUGGAAUUGUUGAACAUUUAUCACGGCACGAGCUAAAGAACAGGGAUGCUGAAAUGGGUAAUUCUGUGAUAGAGGAGAAUGAAAUGAAGAAACCGUACCAGCUGAUCUCACAAGAAAAUGAGAGUGAGAAACCAUUAGAUAGUGAAACCAAGAUGUAGGGUAAAGAAAGUACGAGUCUGACACUGCAAGUGUGGAAAACACACACUUUUUCCAGCCAUUUAUAUCUUGAAUUCACCAAGUUCACUUAUUCUUUAUUUUCUCCCUUUAUGCUAGCACUGGAAAGAAUUAAUGAAAAUAUAUUCCAAAUUAGCAGUGAUCAUGGUAAAUGUUGGCUUCCCACUUAAAAAAAAUUAACAGACAACAACACUGGUCCUGCUAGACAUGUGCUAACUGAGGAUAAAAAAAAGAGAGAUUGUCAAUUAAAUAAAAACAAAAAUCAGUGUACAUGUUACUCAGUCCUGUAAACUUUUUUUUUUUUUAUGAACUGGAAAGUAAAAACAGAUAAGAGAGCCCAAAAAUUGAUUAUUUUUUUUAAAUACCUGUUGCACAAUUCCUAACAUUAUAAACCCACAAUCAAUACUUCUAAUUUGGUAACUGCAUCC